Molecule: messenger RNA, 467 nt
Organism: Staurois parvus
Lineage: Eukaryota; Metazoa; Chordata; Amphibia; Anura; Ranidae
Source: the annotation of a GenBank genome assembly
AAGUAUUGGGAUACCCCUCCAAAUCAUUGGAUUCAGGUGUUCCAAUCACCUCCAUGGCCACAGGUGUAUAAAAUCUAGUCAUGCAGGCUGCUUCUACAAACAUUUGUGAAAGAAUGGUUCACUCUCAGGAGGUCAGUGAAUUCAAGCGUGGUACCGUGAUAGGUUGCCACCUGUGCAAUAAGUCCAUUCGUGAAAUUUCCUUGUUACUAAAUAUUCCACAGUCAACUGUUAGUGGUUUUAUAACAAAGUGGAAGCAACUGGGAACAACAGCAACUCAGCCAUGAAGUGGUAAACCACGUAAAAUGACGGAGCGGGGUCAGUGCAUGUUGAAGCACACAGUGCACAGACGUUGCCAACUGUCUGCAGAGUCAAUAACUAAAGACCUGCAAACUUCAUGGAUUAGCACAACAACAGUGUGUAGAGAGCUUCAUUAAAUGGGUUUCCAUGGCUGAGCAGCUGCAUCCAAG